CGCCGCCCCGGCCCGAGCGGCGAAAACGUCCGUCACAGCCCGGACGCUGCUGAGCGCACGACGCGGCGGGGCCACCCCCGCAGCAGCGUCACGGGGCGGGCCCCGCCGCCGAGCCGAUUGAUCGCAGGCGGCGGCAGCGAUCGCCGAGCGCUCGAGCGCGGCGGGCGGCGGCCCGAGGUCUCGCUCUCGGUCGGUUGCCCGUGGCUUCACUAGCGGGUUGGGCGAGCGCCCGAGGCCGAGCGGGCGGCGAAGCGGCGGUGCCGGGAGGCCGGGCUCGGCCGGAGGCUGUCGGUCGCUCUUCUGGAGGAGGAGGAGCUGUGCCGGGAGCCGAGGAGGCUUUGUCACGUUGCCCGAGCAGCUCCCGCGCCCGGAGGCGGCCCCGCGCCCAGUUCCGCUCCCCGCGCUCGGCCUGCGCUACCGAGCGCCGGGGCGGGAGCUCGGCCUGGGCCUCGCAGGGGCCCGGGAGCUUUGUCGUUCUGCAUUCGGAGCCUGGUGGAGUGUCGUGAUGGCAGCUCAGAUGACUGAUGCUCAUCGACGGUUCCUGCAGGUCUUGAUGUCUCACGGGAUAAUGGAAGGAUCUGAGGCAAGGAAAUUACACAGGCACUGCUGUGAAGUCCAUAAAGUCUACUACGCACAUGAUAAACUGGCUGAUUUCAUCAGUACCAUCAACAGGCAUCUACAGCCUUUGUUUAUGCAGAUCCGGAAGGGAAUGUCAGAAGAUGAUGGGAGAGCGCAUUAUGCUUUAGUGAAUUUGGCGGAAACUGAAAUAACUAAAAUGGCAUCUGACUAUACUGAAAAUGAAUUAGAAUUGUUCAGAAAAACAAUGGACCUAAUCAUUUUAUCAGAAAAUGGCUUUGCCUCUUCUACAGAUAUUUUAAACUUGGCUGACCAACUUAAGACAAAGAAAAUGAAGAAAAAGGAAGCAGAACAAGUGCUGAAAGUUUUUGUGGAGGAUAAGUGGCUCUCUGAGAGAAAUGGAGAAUUUACUCUGCAUACUCGUUGCAUAAUCGAGAUGGAACAAUUCAUUCUCAGCAACUACCAAGAUGCGGCAAGGAAGUGUAACAUCUGUCGCAGCCUUGCCAUUCAGAGCCAAGUAUGUGAAUCCUGUGGAACUGGAAUGCAUUUACCUUGCAUCAGAAAGUACUUCAGAGCUCAGACUGAACCUCGCUGUCCACAGUGUAACGAUUUCUGGACUUGUGACAUCCCAGGUGUGAGUCGCACAGACUCUCAGUCACCACCAAAAACAGGGAGAACAGAGAAGAGCUUCAUGGUCAGCACGAGACGAUCCUAGAAAAACUGGAUUUCAGUGAAAUCUCUUUUCCCCACUCUUGCAGAACACCCAGGCUCGUAUUGUAUUCAUUAGCAACAGACAGAGCAUUGGUCAGAGUACUUAGUUUUUCCUCAAGCUUUUAAGAAUUUUACAAUAAAAUUAUCAUUGACCUUCCUGUU
Messenger RNA from Strigops habroptila (Kakapo), 1449 nucleotides. It is a transcript of the gene NSMCE1, whose product is annotated as NSE1 homolog, SMC5-SMC6 complex component. The transcript has 8 exons. Gene Ontology annotation, biological process: DNA damage tolerance; double-strand break repair via homologous recombination. NCBI's taxonomy places the organism in Eukaryota, Metazoa, Chordata, Aves, Psittaciformes, Psittacidae. Gene Ontology annotation, cellular component: Smc5-Smc6 complex; nucleus. The record is from RefSeq and is a predicted model, not a curated record. Gene Ontology annotation, molecular function: ubiquitin-protein transferase activity. The coding region runs from base 506 to 1291 and encodes 261 amino acids.